CGGAAAGCAGGGUUCUAGAACAAAAUCCGGAAUUGCAUUGCACAUUACGGUCCCCUGCACGUUUGGCGUGUCUGUAAAAUGAGGGCGGUGGGAGUGAGAAGUCUCCAAAACUCCCGACCAGGCAGUGCUUGUGUCGAGGCUAAGAUUUCAUUUGGUCCUUAUCUAAAUCUUUGAGAGCUUGUUAAAAAGAAGCCCUGCUGGUGGGUGGAAGAUGAAAUGGUUAAAAGAGGAGGAGUUGGUUAAAAACCUCCCUGCCCGGAAGUGAGAAAGGGGGCGCAGAGAUUGUGAUGGAAAACAUGGAAGCUGAAGUUCUAGGAUCAAUAACUACAAGACAGAUGAAAACGAGACCUGGGGAAGUCCUUAUUGAUUGUUUAGAUUCAAUUGAAGACACAAAAGGAAACAAUGGAGACAGAGGUAGACUUUUAGUAACGAACUUAAGAAUCAUCUGGCAUUCCUUGGCAUUACCCAGAGUCAAUCUUUCUAUUGGUUACAACUGCAUAUUGAAUAUCACCACAAGAACAGCUAACUCCAAACUACGAGGCCAAACAGAAGCUCUUUAUAUAUUGACAAAAUGCAACACCACCCGAUUUGAGUUUAUAUUCACAAAUCUGGUUCCCGGGAGCCCCAGACUUUUUACUUCUGUGAUCGCAGUGCACAGAGCAUAUGAAACUUCUAAAAUGUACCGUGAUUUUAAGUUGAGAAGUGCAGUCAUUCAGAACAAGCAGCUGAGGUUAUUACCACAGGAGCAUGUGUAUGAUAAGAUCAAUGGUGUAUGGAAUUUGUCCAGCGACCAGGGGAAUUUAGGAACGUUUUUUAUUACCAAUGUGAGAAUUGUGUGGCAUGCCAAUAUGAAUGACAGUUUUAAUGUCAGCAUUCCAUAUCUGCAAAUUCGUUCAAUAAAGAUCAGAGAUUCAAAAUUUGGUUUGGCUCUUGUCAUAGAAAGCUCUCAGCAGAGUGGAGGAUACGUUCUUGGCUUUAAAAUAGACCCAGUGGAAAAGCUCCAGGAAUCAGUUAAGGAGAUCAACUCACUUCACAAAGUCUAUUCUGCCAGUCCCAUAUUCGGAGUGAAUUAUGAAAUGGAAGAAAAGCCACAGCCCCUUGAAGCUCUGACUGUUGAACAAAUUCAAGAUGAUGUGGAAAUAGACUCUGAUGACCACACGGAUGCUUUUGUGGCUUAUUUUGCUGAUGGAAAUAAGCAACAAGAUCGUGAACCUGUGUUUUCAGAAGAGCUGGGGCUUGCAAUAGAGAAACUGAAGGACGGAGUCACACUACAGGGACUCUGGGAAGUGAUGAGUUGAUCUUGAGUUGAGCUGGAUCUCUGUUUAAAGAUAUCUCAAGAUUAAACGAUACUGCUUGCCUGCUCCAUAGGCAUGGGAUAGUUUAUAUAUUUAUAGCUUUUAUAUUUUAUAUUGUAAGAAGUUUUUAAUUAUUAAGGAAAAACUCCAUAAUUUUAGAAAACUGUUAGUUUUCUAAAAAUUAUUAUUAAAAAUUGUAACUGAAAUGUACCUGGCUUAUUAAUGUUAAUAUUGUACCUAAUACUUGUAAAAAUAUUGAUUUUCAGAUAUUAAGUCACUGUAUCAUGUUGGAUUUAAUAAAGACUUUCAUGCAGCACCA
Molecule: messenger RNA, 1614 nt
Organism: Apodemus sylvaticus (European woodmouse)
Lineage: Eukaryota; Metazoa; Chordata; Mammalia; Rodentia; Muridae
Gene: Bbs5
Product: Bardet-Biedl syndrome 5
Exons: 12
Coding region: 288-1298 (336 amino acids)
Biological process (GO): cilium assembly; intracellular transport
Cellular component (GO): BBSome; ciliary basal body
Molecular function (GO): phosphatidylinositol-3-phosphate binding
Source: RefSeq, a predicted model, not a curated record